Molecule: messenger RNA, 946 nt
Organism: Stomoxys calcitrans (stable fly)
Lineage: Eukaryota; Metazoa; Arthropoda; Insecta; Diptera; Muscidae
Gene: Obp83ef
Biological process (GO): sensory perception of smell
Molecular function (GO): odorant binding
Source: RefSeq, marked provisional
ACAGUUUCAGUGGACCAUUGCCAAGGAAAGAAUCAACCGUCACAAUUCAACCAAAAUGAAAAAAAUUUCCAUAUUCCUUGUGGUUGCCGCAAUUUUAGUGCAACAAAUAUCAUGUGACCUAGAGAAUGACACAAAUGGCGAUAUUUUGCGUCAGUGUUUGCAAGACAUAAGCCACCAUAAUGAGACGGGGGCGCAAAGUCUGUUACAGAAGUUCAGCAAUUAUGCCAAUUGGACCGUGGAGGAGAUACCCUGCUUUGCCCGGUGUGUGGCUGCCGAAAAGGGUUGGUUCGACAUUGAACGCCAUCGCUGGAAUAAACAGAAAAUUGUCGACGAUUUGGGGGCGAAUAUGUACAAUUACUGUCGCUACGAGUUCAAUCGAGCCUUUAAUAAUGUUUGCACAUACGCCUUUAAGGGUUUAAAGUGUUUGAAACAGGCUGAAUUAAAUGUUUUAGUUACCUAUUCCCACCUACUGGCCUGCGUCAAAGAGAAGGCCACCAGCAUGACACAAUUGCUGGAGUACUAUCAUUUUCCGGCCGGUGAACGCAUUCCAUGCCUUUUCAACUGUUUCGCCAAUAAGGCUCAAUUAUACGAUGCCAAUUAUCAGUGGAUCGUUAAAAAUUGGCUAAAAGCUUUUGGACCCAUCCGCGAUGAAGCUGCAAAUAUUUCCAUUUGUCGUAUAAGUGAUGAGAAGCGCAGCACCAUGGACACUUGUGCCUGGAUGUAUGAUGAGUAUAAUUGCUGGGAACGUUUGAAUUACAAUACAAAUGGAUCGGUGGCCUAUCGUCGAGCACUGCGUCGCACUACCCCCAUGAAGGCAAAGAGACAUAAUUGAAUGGCGGCCCAUUCAAUUUGGAAUUGGCGAAGAGCUACAAGAAAAUGCGUUUUAGAUUUUUAAACAACAGUAUUGGGCGAAAAUGCUUCCCUGCGAUGGGCAUUUCAAUAUGUA